This is a messenger RNA of Cloeon dipterum, 2230 nucleotides long. Its product is annotated as sodium-coupled monocarboxylate transporter 1-like. Gene Ontology annotation, molecular function: symporter activity. The record is from RefSeq and is a predicted model, not a curated record. NCBI's taxonomy places the organism in Eukaryota, Metazoa, Arthropoda, Insecta, Ephemeroptera, Baetidae. The transcript has 14 exons. The coding region runs from base 150 to 2156 and encodes 668 amino acids. Gene Ontology annotation, biological process: sodium ion transport; transmembrane transport. Gene Ontology annotation, cellular component: membrane.
AAUUUUGUCAUUAUCAUCAACGGAGGGAUGCCGUCGAGUGCAGAGAAAAGUCUCUGGGCGGUCACAUCUUCGUUGGCUGCAGCGCCGCUGAGAGGUCAGCCUUACGCACUCUUCGCCUUUCACAACCAGGUUGAAAAUAAAACGGAAGAAUGAGUGGUGACGGAGGCUUCGGCGAGGAUCUGAUCAUGGUGGACGAGCAGCUGUCGUCGUCGACGCUGCGGGGCGACAGUUUUAUCUCGCCAUCGUCACCGCUGCUGAUGGACGACCUGUCCCUGGGGCCGGACGCCCCCUCGACGACCCCCGGCACGGCGCAACUACCCUCGCAACUGGCCAUGUUCGGACUGCUCGACUAUACAGUUUUCAGCGCCAUGCUGGCCAUGUCGGCGCUCAUCGGCGUCUAUUUUGCCUUCUUCGCCAAACAGAAGCAGAAUACCACCGCCGAGUACCUGAUGGGUGGCAAGAAUAUGGGCAUUUUUCCCGUUUCAAUGUCCCUCAUUGCCAGCUAUAUCUCUGGGAUCACGUUGCUAGGCAUGCCGGCUGAGAUUUACGUCUACGGAACGCAGUACUGGUCGGUGUUAAUCGCGAUUCUGCUCAUGUCCAUUGGCUGCGGAGUCUUCUUCCUACCCGUCUUCUACAAACUGCAGCUCAACACGUCCUACGAAUAUCUGCAGCUGCGAUUCGACCGUCGUGUUCGCCUGCUCGGCUCGUUCCUCUACAUAAUCAGCACGUUGCUGUACAUUCCGAUUGUGGUCUACAUUCCGGCUCUUGCAUUUAGCCAAGUCACCGGCGUGAAUUUGCACUUGGUUACACCGCUCGUGUGUCUCGUCUGCAUUUUCUACACAAGCCUGGGCGGAAUGAAGGCGGUUGUUUGGACGGACGCCCUGCAGACAAUUCUCAUGUUUGGUGGCGCAAUUGUGGUUGUUGUCGUUGGCACAGUCGCUGUCGGAGGCAUCGAUGUUGUUUGGCGCCGCAGCGAAAUGAGUGAACGCAUCGAAUUCUUCAACAUGGAUCCCAGCCCAACUGUGAGGCACACGUUUUGGAACAUUGCGUUUGGAAGUUUCUUUGGCUGGAUAACCCAUAUUUCCGUCAACCAAGGCAUGGUGCAACGCUUUUUGGCCAUGCCUUCGAUUAAUAAGGCUAGAACCAUGCUAUUUAUUUUUUGCGUGGGUGUGAUGGUGAUCGUGUCUGUGAGCUGCUACACCGGACUUUUAAUUUACGCCACAUACCACGACUGCGAUCGAGUGACCACCAAAAUCAUUCACGCGAGCGACCAACUGCUGCCCUACUUUGUGAUGGACGUCACCGGCUUCAUCCCGGGUCUACCAGGUCUUUUCAUGGCUGGUGUUUUUAGCGCUGCAUUGAGCUCCAUGUCCACUGGCCUGAACUCGAUGGCUGGUGUUAUCUUCGAGGACUACAUCAAACCCCGCUUGAGUGGAAAAGUUUCCGAGGCUAGAGCCAGCUUAAUGAUGAAAAUCAUUUGCGCGGCGAUAGGCGUCUUUUGUGUCUGCAUGGUGUUCAUCGUGGAGAAUCUCGGUGGCGUGCUGCAGGUGUCAGGCAGCUUGGGCGGAGUUACCAACGGCCCCAUGCUGGGCAUCUUCACCCUCGGCAUGUUUUUCCCGUGGGCCAACUCGAUUGGCACGUUCGUCGGAGGGGUCGCCGGGCUGCUCGUUAUGAGCUGGAUUUCAUUUGGCACGCAGGCGGCAAUUGCUGCGAAAUUGAUAACUUUCCCAAAGAAGCCAGUUUCCGUCGCCGGCUGCACGCACCUCUAUCCCGACGCUUUGAGCAGCAUCGUGGACGAUCCCCUGCUUCCUGUCGAAGUCCAGGAAGAGCCGCUGUCAAUUUACAACCUGUCGUACACGUUGUACUCGCUGACAGGCCUAGUCGUGGUGCUGGUGGUCGGAUUGCUGGUGAGCUACGUGACCGGCUUCCAGGACCCAGAGCAGCUCGACCUUGACCUGCUGACCCCACCGAUUCAGCGAUUCUUCCGAAAGAAGGGAGACGAGCAAGGCAAGGCCAACGGUCGGCCUGCCCGCGCUAAUGGAGAUGUCGAGAACCCGAAGCUGAUGGAGGCGUUGCUCUCGAGUGCUGAUAACGAUGACAAGCGUGGCAGGACGGAGCAGCAAGGCGCGACGGACGAAGAGCCGCAAGCAAGCUGAAAAUAAAAUGUAACCUGGAAAGAACUGAUCUUUAUUUUGAAAAUUAAAGUAUUAUCAUGUUAUAACUGAUUAAA